This is a messenger RNA of Colletotrichum graminicola M1.001, 1932 nucleotides long. RefSeq lists its product as uncharacterized. The record is from RefSeq and is a predicted model, not a curated record. The transcript is spliced from 2 exons. Lineage: Eukaryota; Fungi; Ascomycota; Sordariomycetes; Glomerellales; Glomerellaceae. The coding region runs from base 1 to 1932 and encodes 643 amino acids.
AUGGAUCGCGACCGUAGAAGCAGAUACGAGGACGGCGAGGUCACUAGGUAUGGCGCCGGCGAAUCUUGGAGACCCUUUCCGCGCGGCGGCGGCGGAGACCGCUCCCCACGACGAGUCCGAAGUCCUCUGAGAGAUCGCGAACGAGACCGUGACCGCGACCGCGACCGUGACCGUGAUCGCGACCGCGACCGUGAUAGAGAUAGAGAAAGACUACGAUCCCGCGACCGGGACAGAGAGCGAGACCGAGACCCAAGAGACAGAGAUCGGCCGCGCUCUCGUGACCGCGACAGGGAGCGCGCCCGGACGCCGCCCUUGACAUCGGACAGUUAUGUCCCCGGACGAUCUCCCGCGCGUCGCAGGUCCCGCAGCACUGAGCGGUACCGACGUGAUCGGUCGCGGGAUAGAGACCCGCGCCCUCAGAGCGAUACUUGGCGCAGACGGGAUAGAACCCGAAGCCCACCCGUGAGACGCCCCUCGCCGAGACGUAGCCCUUCGAGACGACGCAGUCCCAUCGGUAGAUCUCCCGCUAUCCGGGACGAGAGGAGCGACCGUGCUAGAUCGCCGCCGCGCCGUGACAACAGAGAUCGGGAUCGUGAGAGGGAGAGAGACAGGGACCUUGAUCGGCGGGACGACAGGUACCGUUCGUUGCCCCCCUUUGCACACACUCCAGUCUCAUUAGCUGCUAGAAGACGGUCGCGUUCGCCUUACGGCCGCGACAGGGGUCCUCGGGACAGGACUCCUCCACCCAGGAGGUCGCCUGCGCCGGCACCCCGAAGCGGCUAUCGUCCGCGGUCUCGUAGCACGAGCCGCCGCGGUGGCGAGCGAUAUCUAGGGUCUUCCUACAGACGGGCGUCGCCGCCCCGAGAUUCUGGCAUCUCGUCAGCGAUCACGUCUCGAUCAGCUUCAGGCAAGUCGUCACCGCAUCCUCCUCCUUCAAUCCGAGCACGAUCGCGGCCGCAAUCGAGGGAGCGUGGGGAGCGCGUCGAACGGGAGCGGGAGCAGCCGCAGCAGCCACGAGAGCGAGAGCGAGAGCGGGAACCCACACCCCUCCAGACCGGCGGUGCUUCUGCUGCAUCAUCGUCCUCGACGACGACGACGACGACGACUACGAUUCGCGAAGCACCCAAGCCUGCUGCCGCCGCCGCCGCUGCCGUUGCCGCUGCCGCCCCCCAAGAACCGGCCCCACCGGUAGCAAAGACACCACCUCGAGGCCCCGCCGCUUUACGUGCUCCGACCGGCCCUGCCGCAACCCGAAACUUCUCUGCGCCCGCCGGCUCACCAGCUGUCCAGCCACCUAGACACCCGCAGACCCCAAGCGUGCCACCCCCACGCGCAGACGCCACGAGCCCCACGAUCCCUCCCGCUGGUCCUCGAGGCUAUGUAGCUCCGGCUAGGGGUGGCGGAUACAGCACCCGUGGCGGACGAGGCUCGUGGUCGGGCCCGUCGCCUCGCCAGGCCCCUGUUCCUACAACAUCUCCUUCAGCCAUUGGUAACGGACCAUCAGCCAUCCCAACCGGACCACGCGCCAACCCGUCAAACAACACCCCGUCAAACACCUCCACUGCACCCAAGCCUUUCAACCCUCCCACUGGCCCUUCAUCGCAGCACGGCGCUGGUGGUGCCCGACCUACGCUUGCUCAGAGUAUGCUUGCCACUCUGCCCCCUAUCAUCCCAGGAGGCAAGAUCGACCCAUCCCUGCUUCCAACAACCAUGGGCAUCACAAGAGAGAUUGAACCGCAUUACAAGAAGCUCAAGGCGGAGGAGGAGAAGGCGCGCGCGGAUCUGGACGCCAAGCAGGAUAAGCUGCGGCAAAGUCUCCAGAUGUGGGACAAACUCGAGAUGGAGUCCAAGGCGUGGAAGACGCGGGUGGACCUCAGCGAGCAGAGCCUCAAGAGCUUGGCUGGCGAGGGUCUCGGGGGAGCUGCCUUUUAG